Molecule: messenger RNA, 1849 nt
Organism: Papilio polytes (common Mormon)
Lineage: Eukaryota; Metazoa; Arthropoda; Insecta; Lepidoptera; Papilionidae
Gene: PIG-B
Product: GPI mannosyltransferase 3
Exons: 10
Coding region: 168-1736 (522 amino acids)
Biological process (GO): GPI anchor biosynthetic process
Cellular component (GO): endoplasmic reticulum membrane
Molecular function (GO): alpha-1,2-mannosyltransferase activity
Source: RefSeq, a predicted model, not a curated record
AAUUUCCUGAAGUUGAAAAGCAGGAAAAUGGAACCAAUUUUGAAUCUAAGAGGCUUUAUGAAAACAUUACCAUAAAUGAGUAUGUGAUAUUAUAACUUUUCCGUUUCAGAGAGAGAAGAGUGUUACUUUACUUUUGUGAUUUGUUUUUCUUUCGUGAUGUUACAUCGAUGAUAGUCUAUGGUUUAGUGGCGCCAGCAGAGGGAGGUUGUUUUAUUGGCGGGAAAAUGGCUGCAGCAAGGGGCCUUAAGACAUUGCAAGUGGUGGCCCUUAUUUUUUUCGUAAGAAUACUCUCGGUCUUCUUUGUACAAACGUGGUAUGUGCCUGAUGAAUAUUGGCAAAGUUUGGAAGUUGCCCAUAAGCAAGUGUUUGGGUAUGGAGCCUUGACUUGGGAGUGGCAGAAAGGCAUCAGAAGCUACUUGUAUCCCAGUCUAUUUGCUGCACUUUACGCUGUUCUCAAGUUUACUGGCCUGGAUUGUCCGGAAGCUGUGGUAUUGAUUCCACGCUUAUUCCAAGCUGUUAUCAGCACCGCUGCAGAUUAUAGUUUCUACAAAUGGACGGGUGGCCGUAAAUGGGCACUCUUCCUUAUUCUAACACCUUCAUUUUGGUUCUACACAUCUGGAAGAACUCUAUUACAAACUAUGGAAACUUGCUUAGUUGCUAUUGCCUUAUCAGUGUAUCCAUUUAAAGAUGGUGCACUUGCUCGUUAUGAAAAAGAAAAUAACAAAUGGGUCUGGCUUGCUUGUAUUUCAACAUUUUUGCGACCUACAUCUGCACCUAUUUGGUUUGUCCUGGCUCUCCACAAUAUUGCUACCACAAAUCAGGGGAAGUUGAAAUUAUUGGCUGGCACAUAUUUACCAAUCGGAUUGAUGGCUGGUGGAGCACUAGUGGCUUUGGAUACAUAUUUCUAUGGCAAAUUGAUUUUCACCCCACUGGAGUUCUUUAAAUACAAUGUUCUACAUAAUGUCGCCUCCUUCUAUGGAACGCAUCCGUGGCAUUGGUAUCUCACAACGGGAUUGCCAGCAGUACUGGGCAUCAACACCAUCCCUGUUGUGUGGGCGAUAUACACGGUGCUGCGGAGGAGACAAGAGAAUAAGACCGGGAUACUGCUGUUGUUAGCUGCUGCAUUACAUGUUAUUGUUCAUAGUUUCAUACCACAUAAAGAAUUCAGAUUUGUCCUACCACUUUUGCCGAUUCUCUUAUAUUUGGCUCAAAAUGUUAUUGUCCCAUGGAGCAGGAAAGCUAAGGCAUGGAAGCUAUAUUUAGUUGCAACAGUACUGUUAUUGGGUAAUGCAGUACCAGCUAUAUAUUUGGGACAAACACAUCAACGAGGAACUGUACAAGUGAUGCCGUUAUUAAGAGAAGCGAUAGGCAAUAACAACAGGUCUUCCGUAUUGUUUAUGAUGCCUUGUCACUCUACUCCGUUAUAUAGCCAUCUGCAUUUAAACAUAACAACUCGCUACCUGCACUGCGAGCCACCUUCCCCUGGAGAAACUUAUGAGUCUGAGGCCUUCUACAAUAACCCCCAGCGCUGGUGGAGACAGGAGUACAGCAGCAGACAGACCCCCAGCCUGCUGGUGAUGUUCGAUGUGCUUAAGGGACGAGUGGAGAAUCUCCUGCAAGGAUACAACUUGAUACAUGAAUUGCCGCAUACACAGUACCCAGCAGGAGAGGUCGGGGAGAAAGUGCUAGUGUUUCGGAAGAAUGUACAAGUGAAACAAACUGAUGAGGCCAUUUAAUGUACACAUAUACCACGGGACAUAUAGCUAAAUCUACUAUGUUUUAUAAAAAUAUACAUUAUGUUCAAUGCAAUAAGAUCUAUUUUUAGUAUUAAUUGGAUUUUACAAUUGUU